CAGCAGCAGCAGCAGUACCACCUCAGAAGCCCAUCCCCUAGCGUCCGUCCAGGGUAUGUACCCUGUAUGCGCAUGGGCGGAGAGACUGCCGCUGUGCGCUGAUAUUAUUGUAAGAGUAAUUUCUUUUUUACGAAAAUGGCGUCUAGUCAGGGAGGUGUGGGAGCUGUAACGGCUCUACAAAGCCAUCACUACUCUAGCGGACCUCACUGGAGCCCGGGUAUCAGCCAGUACCAGCACCAGCAGCAGCACCACACGGCCCGCAGCCUGGACCGGGCUCUGGAGGAUGCCGUGUGCUCGGGGCUACUGAACCUGAGCGGUAGGAAGCUGAGGGAGUACCCGGGGAUGAGCUACGAUCUGACCGAUACAACACAAGCAGAUUUGUCCAAGAAUCGCCUCACAGAAAUCCCACCAGAAGUGUGUCUGUUCGCCCCCCUCGAGUCGCUCAACCUCUACCACAACUGCAUCAAGUGCGUCCCAGAAGCCAUUAUCAAUCUGCAGAUGCUGACUUAUCUUGACAUCAGCCGAAAUCUUCUAUCAGUUUUGCCAAAAUACUUGUUCAGCCUCCCCCUCAAAGUUCUGCUUGUGAGCAACAACAAGCUUGUGUCCAUCCCCGAGGAAAUCGGCAAGGCCAAAGAGUUGAUGGAACUGGAUGUGAGCUGUAAUGAGAUCCAGGUGCUACCAGCUCAGGUGGGGAGGCUCCAAGCCUUACGAGAACUCAACAUCAGGAAGAACUGUCUUCACAUGCUGCCUGAGGAGUUGGCUGACCUGCCUCUCAUUCGACUUGAUUUUUCCUGCAAUAAGAUCACAGAGAUUCCUGCAGCCUACAGGAAGCUCAGGCAGCUGCAGCACAUCAUUCUAGACAACAAUCCUAUGCAGUCUCCACCCGCACAGAUUUGUCUGAAGGGCAAAGUGCACAUAUUCAAGUACCUGAACAUCCAGGCGUGUAGGAUGGACAAGAAGCCAGACACCCUGGACCUCCCCUCCCUCGGGAAACGUUGCCUCCCACAGCCACUUACAGAUAGCAUGGAAGAUUUUUAUCCCAGUAAGAACCACGGCCCUGACUCUGGAAUUGGUAGUGACAAUGGUGACAAGAGGCUGUCUACAACUGAGCCUUCAGAUGAUGACACUGUCAGCCUGCACUCACAGGUUUCAGAGACAGCCCGUGCGGAUGCCCUUUCGCUCCUCUCAAAAAUGGAUUCUUGCAAAGAUCAGGAUCUCUAUGACUUUAUAGAGCCAAACCCGGAUGAGGAUCCUGCUCUGUCAGAGUCUGAUGGGCAGCAGAGCAGUCAUGUGUCUUGUAUAAAGGAACUGGAGAAAGUUCUUAACAUGUCUCACCAAAGCAAAGAUAAAGACAGCUGGAAAGAGGAGUCUGGUUCUGAUAAGGAGCAGCUAGUUGAGGAAGAGGAUGAUGAGCUGAAGGAGGUGCUGGAUCUGAGGAAGAUUGCCGUUCAGCUUCUGCAGCAGGAGCAGCAGAAUAGACGACGUUCCUUAAUUUGCAGAGCAGAGAGUCUUAUUCACCGACGAAGAGUGACUGGCCGGGCGCACAGAUUCCUAAGUCACUCUGGCAGCUCCAGCAGCAAACCGAGGCCCCCGGCUCAGACCGCUCGUAGUGCUUCUCUGGAUGAAGGAAGUAGUGGAGCAUCAGUGCUGAGUGGACAGCCUUCUUCGUCCUGCUCCUUUGAUGGCAGCCUGAAGAUGGAUCAGUCGGAUUCAGAGCCAAAGUGGCCCGAAGUUCCACCCGUCCUCAAUCAGAAUGAAGAUCGCAGGAGGAACAAGUACCUGAGAAAAGAUUAUCUGAAGUACAAGUGUCAGAGUGCUCGUAAAAACUCCAGUGGGAAUGACGACAAUGAGGAUGGCUUGCGCAACGCUGACUUCAGCACCACCCUGACUGUGUUUGGGUUAAAGCCAAGAUCAGCCUUCACCAGAGGAAGCCGCCAGGAGUACGCCUCGACAGACCCCAGUUUCACCAUGAGGAGGAAGAUGGAGCACUUGAGAGAGGAAAUGGAACAGAUAGGACUCUUACGGCAGAACAUUGAGUCCAGACUGAAGGUGUUGCUCCCAGAUGAUGUUGGAGCUGCUCUGAUGGAUGGAGUUGUUCUUUGCCAUUUAGCCAAUCACAUUUGUCCUCGGUCUGUUGCAAGCAUCCAUGUACCAUCUCCUGCAGUGCCAAAGCUGAGCAUGGCUAAAUGCCGUAGGAAUGUGGAGAACUUCUUGGAUGCCUGUAAGAAGCUGGGUGUCACACAGGACAAGCUGUGUCUGCCCCAUCACAUCCUAGAAGAGCGCGGUCUGGUGAAGGUGGGUGUGACUGUCCAGGCUCUGCUGGAUCUGCCUCCAUUGAAGCCCACACAACUCUCAGCUGUUUGACACAAGCCUGAAUGUUGCGUCCAACCUGCAGUCAUCCAGCCAACCCCUCUCCCCAGCCCAAACCCGCACCCAAUUACCAGGGACCAGAGAGCCCCUUUGGGCGAGGACCCAGUGGGCAGUGGUUCUUUGGGAGUCUGCUUCUGCCUGACUGAAACAGGAGACAGGAGGAAGAAAUACCUCUGUCUCUUUAUAUGAUGUCAGACAUCACCCACUUCUUGUCCAUCACAUUUUCACUUGUAUCCUGCUCCUAGUUAAUGGGGUCAUCCUGUAUGUGUGUGGACUAGCAACGUGACUGUGUGUUUCCUGUGUGAGCUGCACAGUUUGAGACACACGGACACAGACAAGACAAUGGAUGAUCUGUACAUCCCUCUCAACAUAAGCUCAGUGAUUAGUGAGCCUGCAAGUGCCAGUUCUGACAUAUCCAUGCUGGUGUUGGAGACAUUGGCAGUGAGGAGAUGACAGACAUGUUACUCACUCUUUCACUAACAAGACCUAAGCUGCACACUGGCCUUGCAGCCACAAACCACUGACUGACUUCAAGGAGUUCUUACACUCUUGAGUUUCUUUCCCUUUUGUGGAAUUUAUUUUUCCAUGAAAAUUAAUUUUUGACUUUGUUGUAUAAUGUUCUCUUUUUUUACAUGGUGUGCAUCAGGUCCCUACUGUAUAUUCUUUUCAGCAGCCAAACCUGAUUCAUAAGUAGUUGACUUAUUUGCAAGUAAGUAUUGCAUUUGAGCAAUCACAGUAGACAUUCUGCCUUCUGUUUUCCCUGAAACUCUGGUUUCACAUUUAAAUUACUGUACAAAUCAUGUGCAACUCCGUACCGAAGUUCUCAAUUCAAACCUGCAUGCACAGAGGGAAGUGACAUUUGACCACUGUGAGAACACGUGCUUGGCUGUGGUCAAAAGCACGGGGGUCCUGUUUUGUAGCAUUUUUUCAUUGCACAUGCAAGGUUUCUGUAUUUGCUAAAUAUUCUGUAUUCUAACUUUUCUAAAGCUUUUAUACUUUAUUCCCAGUCAUUGCCAACUAUCACUUGCCAUUUCUGUGGAGUUCAUAACAUGGGUGUGCCAUGUUGGACACAAAACAGUCAGGAUUUUAUUGCUUUGCAUAAUCUCAGAUGAAACAUGUUUAUACUGUGUGUGUUUAUGAGUGGAGGCUCCUGAGUGAAAGGCUUCUGGAUCAGAAAGGGGUUCAGUGCUGCUUAGAGGCUAUCACUAAUGCAAACCUUUCACACAUGGCCUGAUCUUAAUGUCAGGCCACCCUGCUGUUUGUGGUUUCAGAUACAGUUCAUUAUUUCAGGGAAAUUAAAUUAUUUCUGUAUUUAUUCCUUUGUUUUAUAUUUGUAUGUUGUUGUUUUGUGCAUCUUAACCCUGACAAGAUGUUCAGGUGCGGUGCAGCUGGACAUUUAGAUGUGUUUUCUGUAUGAUCCUGCUCAACUUAAUGAUUUAAAGCAGUAAGAUGUUUUAUUUAAGAGGAUUUACUGACAGCUGUCACACCAAUUGAUGUAGUAUUUUUAAUUGGUUGACAGUAGUAUAACAUGGGAAUAAUUCAAAGUGAAAGCAACACAAAACAUACCACAUCUGUCAGUAGAAAUGUUAACAUUGUUGACAGCAUAAUAGGGGCUUGACGAAACACACAAGUGUGUUCACUAAGGCUGACUUUAGGGGUAUUUAAAACUGUACAAUGUGGCAGUACAAUCAAUUUCAACAUAAAGCUGCACCCUGUUAUCUUUAACCUUCUAUUAAAUCUGCACUAUUAUUAGUACUUUAUUUAUGGGCUAUUAUUUAUAAUUAUACCGGUCUUCUUGUUAGGUAUUUGGCAUUUUAGUCUUGAUUUUCUGGAUAGCACAGGCAGCUGUGGUGCACCUUUCGUUUUUAAAAUUAGCGGAAAUUUAUGUUAACCACAUUAUGGGUCCAUUAUAAAUAUCAAAGUAAAAAAAACACAGAGAAGCUCGGAGAACUCGAAAAGACAUUUCAGUUCAUUUAAAAAUGCACCUUUAAAGAGAAGCUGAUGCCUUCAUGACCUGUAUUGACCUCUACCUGUUGAUAUGACAUCUUUUAGAUGAGCUCUGAGCCUGUCAUUGACACAAAGUCCCAUGUUUACAACAGAAACAAGUAGGCAAGGCAGUUAGAUCAGAGUUUUGAUGUUUAGUGAGGACAUAGCAAAUCAUAAUGCAAAAACUGCUAUAUCAGUGUAUUGUUUGUGUAGCUGAAACAUCUUGGAGGACAACAGUACUUAGUGCCACUUCAACACCUUGAAAGUCCACAUAUAUCAUGUUAAACAGCAUUGUAACAUCUGAAAACAUGACAUAUUGUGCCUUAAAGUAGUAUUCUUUGGGUUUUCUGCAGUCUUACACCAUCAGUUGUAGUCACCUUCUUUGCUGAUGAGCUACAACUCUUGACUGGCUGCCAUACUGGAGAAGAAUUUAGUCAGAGCUCAAUAAUCGGACAACUCCAUGGUCUACAUUACAUAAACAAUGAAAAUCCGAGACUUGUACUUGAGGUUUAGUUCAUUGAGUCUUGCAUGACUAGCACGUAUUAGUUUCCAACUGUCUCAUCGUACAAAGGUCCCACAUUAGAAUGUAAUUUUAUUGAUGUUCCUGAGAAACUUCCUCUGAAUGGGCUGUAUUCACUGACUUUGCAGCAUCAUUUUCCAGAGAAGAAAUGCCCCAGGGGUAAAAAAUAAUAGAGGUUGUCUGGUUUAUCAGGAUAUAUAGAAAUAUCUGUUCAGUCAUGUUACACCCUUUUCUUAUGCAGAAAGUCCCACAGAAUUUCUGGGAAUGCUAAAAGUGUAUUGUAGGCUAAUCUAUGGUUGAGCUACAUGCUGGCACUGAAGAAAUACCCUAAUCCAUUAUCAUCUUCGUAAUCAUCUUUUAUGCUCCUGCCACCAGUAUCAAACGUGUAUGUAUGUCCCUAUGUAUGUGUCUACCCUUUAAAAUGCUCCUUUUUAAAGGGGAGACAUAUAAACAUCCAGUAAAUAAUACAUGUGCAACAGUGGGCUGCAUCUUAGAACAGCAUCUGUGAAACAUAUUGUCUGCAUUUACCACCAUGUUAAAUGUUCAUUUACUGUGAAACACAAGCUGAUGUACAAUUUGGUGUAGCACACAGUGCUAUGUUAGCAUUACACAAGCUGUGCUGGCUAUAUCUGAACAACAAGAGUCACACAGCAAAGGCAUUAUCACUGAAGGUAGCAUUGUAAUUUCUCAUGAUCAUCAUCUGUCUAUAAUUACAGGUUUGAAGACAAUGAGGACAUUGAACUGAUGUGUAACCUACCUCAGGUUUGCCUAAUAUUAGUGGUUUAGAUUCAGAUACGUUGCAGAAAAAGUUUAAAAUUAUGUGACUUGGCUAAAAAUGUCUGGCCAUAACUUACUGUAUGUAUGCACUGCUAUCUCAUAUGUUACUGCACAUAAUCAGUUGUCUUGAGUUUUCAAAUGACUCAGUAAAUUUAUGUUUCAUGUCUAUGUUUAGGACUGAGUUUGAAUUUUUAUAAAUUUUUAUGAUACUGGCAUCCAAUGAGUCAUGGUGCAAAUGGAACUAGAAAAACACCACAAAGGAGAUAUUUUGUGGCCUAGUGUGGUCACUGCUGUGGUUUUUAAUUGGGAUUAAAGUAGAUUUUCAGAUUUAUGGGAAUUGUAUUGCAUUGCAAUUGAGAACUAGCACAAACAGCCUGACAUUCUCUCUCCUGAGAAAAAAACUGAACAAUCCAAACCAAGUAUUAUAUAUUAUAUAUCAAUCUAUGAGCCUACAUGUAGCUGUUUUACAUAAGGUGUGGCAACUUUACCCCACAUAAUUCAAACCAUCACACACCUUGAAAGAUCUUUGACCUUAUAAAGGUAGAAAUUCAAAGCUCUCCUCUCUCUGUUUUGCCGAUGGAUGUGCUAGACAUGACUCACCCGACGUCUGAUCUUUUUUCCCUGUUAUGUCCAUGCUAACACGCACUGCUUGUCUGAACAUGUAAGUUUCCUUGUGCGUUCUCAUUUGCAUGUCGUGUAGCUAUGUUUCCUUUUAGGACCCAUGUUAAUUCUCAGUAAUUGCCUUUAGUGUUUAAUGAGUUCACAGCCAUGCUGGUACAUGCAUGCUAGCGGUGAGCAAGUGCUAAAAUUAUAUUUGAUUUACACACCUACAUAACUCCAAUGCAAUGCAAUUUAAGAGUGGGUAUUUCCCCUUCCCUCCUUUAAUGUGUGUGCUAGCCAGCACAUCACUAGGAUAGGUGUGCUGUCUUGUUCAGUUCUCUAUUAGUUUACACUGUAAAAGUUGUGAUGACUCAUUCAUCUAUGAGCUAAGGAGAGCAAAACAAGAUUCUUUUAUGUUUGUAUGGAGUGUAUUUAAGAAAUCACAAAUCAUGAAGAUAAUCUUUUACACCUUCAUUUCAAUGCCAACUAUCCCUGUAGACACAUAUUUAUACUAAUGAUUCUCUCUCAAAUCUAAUCUUCAGCUGUCUUAGUCAGACAAAACAAUUGGGUAUCCACCAAUCUAGCUAUCUAGAUUUUCAGUCAUUUUAAUAUGACAUUUCCUCAUUCCUCACGAAGAAGAUUAGACUGUCACUGAAGAAGAUUCCCUCUGGGUUAGUCCAACUCACUGCUGAAGCCUCAUAUUAGCUUUGGCUGAACUUUGAGAAGUAUUUUUUCCUAUAAUUAGGACUAUGGAAACAAUGGAAUCUCAUAAAAAAACGCCCGUAUGAACUAGAGGGAAGAUUAUAGCAAUUGACAAACCUGUCAGCAUACUGUAUGUGCAUUCGAGCGAGACAGACAAAAAAUACAAAGCUAUCCUUUAAAAUGUAAUAGCUGAUUGUCAUUUUAUAACAUGUGCGUGUUAUCAUCUGUGAACAUAGUGUUUUACCCUAAGGACAGUUCUACUUUUUCUUUACUUUAUUAUUCGGUUCUUCUUUUGUGCUGAUCUCACUGAUUAAUACAUUCCAUUGAAGAUAUUUUAUGAGGCCUGGCACAUUAGUAUGUCACUCCCUUUACUCUGUAUCAUGGAGAAGUCACAAAUUUUCCACAGAUACUUAAGAGGUGCUGAUCUGUGUUUCAUAAUGUCUGCGUGACUACAACUUCUGUAACGUCUCCUGCAUUAUUGGACAAAUUACAUCUGUACCUGUAGUUCGUUCCCAGUUCACACGGCUGAUUAACACUCAUCUCAUCCAAAGAAAAGGUGAAACAGUGAGUCAUGUCUAAAUACUACACUGCCAAGAAAAUUCAAACUAAUGUAUAUAAGCUUUUUGUAUUUUAAAACAAGUCAGAUGCAUGCAAGAAUACUGAAUGGCUGAAGUUGAACCUCUGUACAUAUCAUCUGUAUAAAUUCCAGGGAUUUCUUAAAACAAACAAACGUGGUCAAUAUCAAAAUAAAGUCAAAUUCUUUGCA
Dicentrarchus labrax (European seabass) is the source of this 7721-nucleotide messenger RNA. It is a transcript of the gene lrch2, whose product is annotated as leucine-rich repeats and calponin homology (CH) domain containing 2. Bases 136 to 2364 code for a protein of 742 amino acids. NCBI's taxonomy places the organism in Eukaryota, Metazoa, Chordata, Actinopteri, Moronidae. The record is from RefSeq and is a predicted model, not a curated record. Gene Ontology annotation, molecular function: protein binding. The transcript has 21 exons.